Neoarthrinium moseri is the source of this 2148-nucleotide messenger RNA. RefSeq lists its product as uncharacterized. Gene Ontology annotation, molecular function: transketolase activity. Lineage: Eukaryota; Fungi; Ascomycota; Sordariomycetes; Amphisphaeriales; Apiosporaceae. Gene Ontology annotation, biological process: pentose-phosphate shunt. Gene Ontology annotation, cellular component: cytosol. The transcript is spliced from 6 exons. The coding region runs from base 1 to 2148 and encodes 715 amino acids. The record is from RefSeq and is a predicted model, not a curated record.
AUGGCUCCAGGACUCUUAAACGAAGAACACAACCCAUCGGGAAUUCCAGUUUCGAAGAAAAAUGUAGUCAGCACGAGAGAGCUGGUCGAGUCUGAGAAAGGCUCGCACGACAUUGUCCUCAAGUCAUUUCGAUUACUGAUUGCAGACUUAUGUCAACAAUUCGGGGGAGGGCACCCUGGCGGUGCCAUAGGAAUGGCUGCUAUCGGCAUAGCUCUUUGGAAAUACGUUAUGCGAUACGCACCACACUCCCCCGAUUACUUCAACCGUGAUAGAUUUGUGCUUUCGAACGGCCACUGCUGCCUUUUCCAAUACGCUUUUCUACACCUCACAGGCUACAAAGCCAUGACUUUUGACCAGCUGAAGUCUUAUCACUCUGAGCGAUACGACGCAAUUUGCCCUGGACAUCCUGAGAUCGAGCAUGAAGGCAUUGAAGUGACGACGGGCCCACUUGGUCAGGGUAUCGCCAACGCGGUCGGCCUCGCCAUGGCAACUAAGCACCUCGCGGCAACUUUCAACAGACCUGGCUAUGAUGUUGUGUCAAAUCACACAUGGUGUAUGAUCGGUGAUGCUUGUCUUCAAGAAGGUGUAGGAUUGGAAGCCAUUUCCCUGGCGGGUCAUUUGCAGCUGAACAACCUUACCGUCAUCUACGACAAUAACCAGGUGACAUGCGACGGCUCAGUAGAUUUGGUUAACACCGAAAACAUUAACGACAAGAUGAAGGCCACUGGCUGGAACGUCAUCGACAUCAAGGACGGCUGUUUCGACAUUGCCGGUAUCACAGAUGCUCUGGAGCAGUCCAAAAAGUCCGAUAAGCCCACCUUCAUCAACGUCCGCACCAUUAUCGGUUUGGGUAGCAAGGUGCAGGGACUCGCAGAUGCCCACGGUGCUGCAUUCGGUGUAGAAGAUGUUGCGAACAUGAAGCGUGCCUAUGGCUUCAACCCAGACGACCACUUCGCUCUAGGCCAGCCUGUCCGCGACUUUUUUGACGGUCUUCCCGCGAGGGGAAACCAGUAUGUCAAGGCUUGGGAGACCCUGGUGGGCGACUAUGCCAAGGAGUAUCCUGAUCUGGCAGCACGGUUCCAAAAGAGGGUCAAGGGUGAACUGACCGGAUGGGAAGAGCUUAUCCCCAAGUCGUUCACCGACAAGCCCACUGCUUCGCGAGCGUCGUCCGGCUUGGUUUUCAACCCUGUGGCUGAGAAGAUCGACAGCUUCAUGGUCGGCACAGCAGACCUGUCUCCCUCAGUCAACAUGAUAUGGCCGGGCAAGGAAGACUUCCAGAACCCCAACAUAAAAACCACAUGUGGUAUCAACGGGACAUAUGCUGGAAGAUACAUCCACUACGGUGUCCGCGAGCACGUCAUGUGUGCAGUUUCAAACGGCCUCGCCGCCUUCAACCCCGGCACAAUUAUUCCUGUGACCUCGUCGUUCUUCAUGUUCUACUUGUACGCAGCACCUGCUGUGAGAAUGGGCGCUCUCCAGCAUCUACAGGUAAUCCACGCCGCCACACACGACUCUAUUGGCAUGGGCGAGGACGGACCCACGCACCAGCCAAUCGAGAACGCCGCAUACUUCCGCGCGCUGCCGAACCUCUUAUACAUUCGACCGGGUGACAGCGAAGAGACCGCCGGUGCAUGGAUUGCGGCCAUCAAGGCCAAGGGCACCCCUUCCCUCAUCUCUACUAGCCGACACAAGCUGCCCCAGCUGAAGAAUACAAAGAGAGAAGGAGUCCUCAAGGGUGCAUACGUCCUUGAGGAGAACGACAAGGCUACGCUCACCUUGAUCGGCGUCGGUGCCGAGCUGUCUCACGCUGUCGGCGUGGCUGAGAAGCUCAAGCAAAAAGGCAUCGAGGCCAGAGUGGUCAGUAUGCCGUGCCAGAGGCUCUUCGAGCAACAGUCGCGUGAGUACAAGCGCGACGUCUUGAGACGGCAUCGCAUGCCCUCGGUUGUCAUCGAGCCGUACGCGCCGAACGGAUGGGAGAGAUACGCCGACGCUGCAGCGUGUAUGACGAGGUUUGGGCACAGUCUUCCCGGAACAUCGGCUUACAAGUACUUCGGAUUUGACGUCGACACGCUGACAACCAAGGUCACCGGAUAUUUGGACCAACUCGAGGCUGAUGAGCUGUUGCGACAUGAGUUUGUUGAGAUUUAA